Messenger RNA from Oldenlandia corymbosa var. corymbosa, 3150 nucleotides. The record is from the annotation of a GenBank genome assembly. NCBI's taxonomy places the organism in Eukaryota, Viridiplantae, Streptophyta, Magnoliopsida, Gentianales, Rubiaceae.
AUGGGUGUGAACAAAGUCACUGAUGAAUUGGUUUCAAUGGUUCGAUCAAUCGUCGGGUCGGAAUAUUCGGACAUGGAUGUAAUUCGGGCCCUUCACAUGGCCAAGAACGAUCCCACGGCCGCAAUCAACAUCAUUUUUGACACACCCACUUUCAGAAAGCUUGAAAUUCCCAAGAAUCCGGAGCCGGUGAACCGGAAUUCUAAUCCGGUGUCGCAAAAUCCCGUGUUGAAUUCGAAAGAAAGCGGUAACGAUGAGAAAGAUAGCCGGAGUUUGACUCCUAGCUCAAACGGGUCCGUAAAAUGUAGAGAAAUCAAGGAAAGCGAUAAAGAAGGAAAGAAGGCAGAUGCAAGGGAUCUGAGUUCGAGUGGUUGCUCAAGUUCGAGCUCCCUGGGCAGUGAGUGGUGGUUUGUUGGGCGUGCUGAGGUUGCGGGGUUAUCUACUUGUAAAGGGAGGAGUUUGAAGCCUGGUGAGGAAGUGCUUUUCACAAUUCCGGUAGAGAGGAAAUUGAGUUCCCCCUCGUCGGGAAAGUUCGGGGGCGGUCGAGGUCGACAGAUAUCUGUUUGUUCAGAGAUUGUCAGAUUUUCCACCAGAGCUUCUGGAGAGAUAGGCCGUAUUCCCAAUGAAUGGGCUCGAUGCUUAUUGCCACUUGUGAGGGACAAAAAGGUCCGGAUAGAGGGUUAUUGUAAUUCUGCUCCUCCUGUUCUGGGAAUCAUGGACACAAUUAACUUGUCAGUCAGUGUGCAUAUGAACAGUGCUAUGUUCCAGAAGAGUCAUCAAUCUUCACUUAAAGUGGCAUCUGGUGAUGAGUCUGUUAUUCAUCCCCUUCCUACUCUUUUCCAGUUACUCGGCCUUUCUCCGUUUAAGCGAGCCCAAUUCUCUCCAGGGGAUUUGUACACAAGGAAACGUCCCUUGAAUCUAGAGGACUCUGAUCCUCCUACAUCACUGUUGCAAGGCACCAAGUUCAAGUGUUCUUUGGCUUUGGAUGAAAAUAAAGUCGAAACUGAGGAGACAAUCUCUGAUAAUGAUCUGGACAAAAUAGUUGGUGUAGAAAAUAGUUCUGAGUUAGAGGAAAUGGAACCGCCUAGUUCUCUUCUCUGUGAACUUCGUCCAUACCAGAAACAGGCUCUGCAUUGGAUGAUUCAACUUGAGAGGGAAGACUGCAUGGACGAAGCGGCAUCAACACUGCACCCAUGUUGGGAUGCCUACAGGCUUGCUGACGAGAGGGGGCUUGUUAUUUACUUGAAUGCUUUCUCUGGUGAUGCAACUGUAGAAUUUCCAAGUACUCUUCAAAUGGCCAGAGGAGGAAUCUUGGCAGAUGCUAUGGGGCUUGGAAAAACUAUAAUGACCAUAUCCCUUCUUCUUACACAUUCUGAGAGAGGUGGCUCAUCAGGUUCCCAGCAUACAAGCCAGAUUUUGACUAGAAAUGGUGAAGCUGUCAUGAUUCCAGAACAAUCUCCUACUCCAAAGAAGGCAGGGAAAUUUUCUGGUUUUGACAAGCUUUUGAAGCGCUCAAACUCGCUGACAAGCGGGGGGAAUCUGAUCGUAUGUCCAAUGACACUUAUAGGUCAGUGGAAGGCAGAGAUUGAAGCCCAUGCACAACCUGGGAGUUUGUCAGUUUAUGUCCAUUACGGGCAGAGCAGAUCCAGGGAUGCAAUUGUUCUUGGACAAAGUGAUGUUGUGCUCACAACUUAUGGAGUUCUUGCCUCAGAAUUCUCAACCGAGAAUGCUGAGACCAAUGGGGGACUGUUCUCGGUGAGAUGGUUUAGAGUGGUGCUAGAUGAAGCACAUACAAUAAAAUCUUCAAAAAGCCAAAUUUCCAGUGCUGCGACUGCACUUGUUGCUGAUCGUCGAUGGUGCCUUACUGGAACACCCAUUCAGAACAACCUGGAAGAUCUUUACAGCCUUCUUAGGUUUUUGAGGGUUGAACCAUGGGCAAGCUGGGCAUGGUGGAACAAACUUGUUCAGAAACCUUUCGAGGAGGGUGAUGAGAGGGGAUUGAAGUUGGUUCAAUCAAUUCUGAAGCCGAUCAUGUUAAGACGAACCAAGUCUAGCACUGACAAGGAAGGGAGGCCUAUAAUAGUGCUUCCACCUGCGGAUAUUCAAGUGAUGUAUUGUGAACUUACAGAAGCUGAAAGAGACUUUUACGACGCUUUGUUCAAAAGAUCGAAGGUUAAGUUUGAUCAAUUUGUUGAGCAAGGCCGUGUUCUUCAUAACUAUGCUUCUAUAUUGGAAUUGCUCUUGCGGCUUCGUCAAUGUUGUGAUCAUCCAUUUCUGGUCAUGAGUCGAGGUGAUACUCAGGAGUUCUCUGAUCUAAAUAAGCUUGCUAGACGUUUCCUAAAAGGCGGGAAGGAAAUUGCCGAAGGGCAGACCAGAGAUGUGCCUUCACGGGCUUAUAUUCAGGAAGUAGUGGAAGAGUUACAGAAGGGGGAAGGAGGAGAAUGUCCAAUAUGCCUUGAAGCAUUUGAAGAUGCUGUAUUGACACCUUGUGCUCAUCGCUUAUGCAGAGAAUGCCUUUUGGCAAGUUGGCGAAGCUCUGUGUCUGGUUUGUGCCCUGUUUGUAGGAACACGGUAUCUAAGCAGGAAUUAAUCACAGCUCCUACCCAUAGUCGUUUUCGGGUUGACAUUGAUCGCAAUUGGGUGGAAUCAUCAAAGGUCUCUGCUCUUUUGCGUGAGCUUGAAAUUCUUCGACUAGCAGGCUCCAAAAGCAUUGUUUUCAGUCAGUGGACUGCCUUCUUGGAUCUUCUGCAGAUUCCUUUAUCACGGAGUAAUAUCUCAUUCCUCCGUCUAGAUGGAACCCUUAACCAGCAACAGCGAGAGAAAGUUAUAAAGCAAUUUUCUGAAGAAGAUGGCAUCUUGGUGUUGUUGAUGUCUUUGAAGGCUGGGGGAGUUGGGAUCAACUUAACUGCUGCAUCCAAUGCUUUUUUGAUGGAUCCUUGGUGGAAUCCAGCAGUUGAAGAACAGGCUGUCAUGCGUAUUCAUCGCAUUGGGCAAACAAAAAAUGUGAUGAUCAAAAGGUUUAUUGUGAAGGGAACUGUAGAGGAAAGAAUGGAAGCCGUGCAAGUGCGUAAGCAAAGGAUGAUAUCUGGUGCUUUGACCGACCAAGAAGUCCGAUCAGCACGCAUUGAAGAACUUAAGAUGCUUUUCACUUGA